UGUUUUUGGAUAACGUAAUAACAUAAAAAAUGGUAUAAGACGUUAUUUUGUUAAAUGAAACAGCGUUACGCUCGUAGAUGGCAGUCGCAGUCAGAGACACGAUGAGUUAAAGCCCAUACCAGCUGAUUUGGACAGUGUUUAUGUUUUAUAAUGGCUGCUGUGUCGUUGCUGUUGUUAUCAUCUGUGCGUCUCACAUCAGCACCUCGGUUACGACUUACGGAGAUUGCAAACUGCAGACGCAUGACACGACUUCUUGCACGGGUCCAACGUUGUUUCACAUCGGUAUGUUAGUUCGUCUAUGUGCUGUUUUACUUCAUGAAGAUCUUGAUAUAACAUGAUCGAUGUUUUGAUGUAAACAGUGACCCCGUGAACUGGUGACCUUAAGUCGCAGUUAGUGCCAGAAUAAUCUUGAAUUAUAGAGGUGUAUUUUGACAUGGUAUUGAAACAACACAGUGACUAAAAAGCUUUACAUCUGUAGGGGAGAGUGGGGUAAGUUGAGCCACCCUCUGUUGCUUGGAAGUGGUAAAAGAAAUUGAUCAUGUGACCAAACUCUUAGGAGAUGGUCAUCAACUAUGACCUAUGGAGUCUGUGAAGGUUAGAAGCACAUGGGUGAAGGGGUUAGACAUUUUUUUCCAAAAAAACGUCUUUCACUCUUGAAAGUGAAUUUAGUCUGUCAUAAGUUUUAUUAGAAUUGUUUUCAGACCAAAAAAGAUCAUUUUAAAUUUGUUCUAUACAUCAAUUGUGGUAUCUAUGAGCUACAACAUGAGGUCAAAAACCUAGCAGAAAAGUCCACAGUAUACUACUGUCCACCAUUUUAGCUUAGAGGACUAAUAAAGUCAUAAUAGUGGUUCUGGGGUAAGUUGAGCCAGUGGCUCAACUGAGAAAGUGAAGGAGUCUGAUGAGAGGAUCAGAGUUUCAGUUCAGAUUGUUGAAAUGUGUUACUUUUUCUUCUCAAAAAUACAGCUGUGAAUGUCCUGAUAUUGGAUGGUGUAUAUUACUACUACUAUUAUUAUUAUUAUUAUUAUUAUUAUUAUUAUUAUUAUUUUGUAUCAUACUGAAUUAUUGUGGUCUUGCUGUAUGGAGUAGGGGUAUCGGCUGUAGGUCUGAUGGGCCUGAUCUCGCUGAUCUUGGAAGGAUCAAGCUUGAUCUAGGGUUUCUUUUAUUGGUACGCAAACCACACAUUGCACUUUGUUUCUGCACUUUAUGCACUCUGCUCAAGCAGAAAUACUGGUAUGACUGACAUAUGCUUUUUUUUACCUUCUAAAUCGUCUUUAAUGCUUUUCCCCCCCUGAAUUGUUUUUUUUAUGUAAAUGUAUUUUCUUUUAUUUUCUUUUAUGAUGUAUGGCAGUGUUUUCAAUGCCUGUGCCUGCUGCAGGACGAUUUGCCCAUUUUGGGACAUAAUAAAGUUGAAGUGAAGUGAAUCACUUAUAGACAUUCUUAUGUUUAAAUGACUUUUUACAAAACAGCUUUUUAGCAGUAAUAUGCAAUAAUAAUAAAAAGAAUUAUUGUACCAGUUGAAUAACAUAUAAUAGAUAAAAAAUACACAUGAAUGUGAAGAAUUGACUGUUAUUUAGGGAGAGAGAAGGUGAGGGAGGGCUGGGGUGGAGAGUGGGGGGUUGUAGGGAUACAGCUCAAGUGGUCUCCUAUGGUCAACUUACCCCAUGUAUGGGGUUAGUUGACCAUAGGAGACCUUUUUUUUGGCAUGCUAUAUUAUCAAGACAGUUAUGUUUACACUCAUUCUGUUGGUUUGCAGGGAUGCACAACAUCCUGAAAUAUAUGUGGAUACACGAGUUAGAGACAAAACUAUGAGCACCUUAAUGUAGUGAUCUGAAAUCUGAGAAAUGGCUCAUCUUACCCCACUCUACCCAAUACCAAAUGUCUUACAAACCAUAUUGAUUGUAACUAGAGGUUCACUGUGUGGCCCACUGAAUCUUGCACAAGACUUUUUCCAUGAUGUAUCCUUUUUUUUUUUCAGGACACUUCGAAUUCAUCAAAUGAGCAACUCAGCUCUGGACUGCAAAGAUACAGGGGCUUGCAGGAGUAUUUCUACAGGAGACUUAAGGAAACAUAUCACAGGUUCUCAGACCUACCUGAUCACUCAGAGGUAAGGCCUUCUAUCUGGGUUUGUACCAUUUUAUGACUGCACUGAUAUUAACCUCAAAGGGGUUAAUUACAACAACAUCUACCUCAUGUACAUAACUCAUCUGUUAUAUGACAUGUGCAAAAGUUUUAGGCAGGUAUGGAAAAAAUACUGUAAACUAAGAAUGCUUUAAAAAAAUAUAAAUAAUGAUUGUUUGUCUUUCUAACUAUCUACAUAAUGCAAAGUAUUCCAACAAAAGAAAAAUCUAAAUCACAUCAGUAUCUCAUGGGAAUUUUAGAAAUGCUUUAAACAGUCAAUUCGUCCAUUUGUAGUUGGCCUGUUUGAAGAGGCUCUAGAGAAAAAGGAGCUCCCCAUACUCUUAGACAAGGAUUGAUAAAACUAGUCCCAAAGCCAAAAAAAAGGAUAAAUUAGGCAUUGAAAGCUGGAGACCAAUUAGCUUAUUGAGUAAGUUAAUCUGUGUCUCUGGUUUGACAAUGAACCUUAGCAAAUCUGUCAAUUUUCCCCCAAAACACAGAGGCAGGGUAGAAUUGAGUGAGAUUCCCAUUAAACUGUGAUAUAUGUGGCAAGCUUUGAGUCAAUAACUCAAAAAUAGGAAUAAAUAAAUAAAAUGAAUAUGUGGUUAAUAAGGGGUUUGUGCUUUAAGGGUCGCACACUGUUAUUGAAAGCAGAAGGAAUAUCAAGAUCUGGAUAUUUGUUUCUUGCACUAAAAAUGCCUGCUACCGUUUCCGAGACACUGAAGAAACAUACUGUGAUCUUUGAUGCACUGCCACAGGGUGUGCAACAGCUUUUGAAGGGGACUUAAAAGAAAGACUGGGGUUACAGAGAAUUACAAAUGUGAGAUUUUUUUUUUGGUGAAUUAGACAUUACAAAAAUCUUGCUCUAACAGAUAUUUGAAAUGUUGCCUGGAGGGCAAGUUUACUGGUCUGCACAAUUUGGAAAGAUUAAGUGUGGCUGGUUGAUGACUAAGUUCUGUAUUAAUAACAAGGUGAACUCUGCAAAGAAAACAUCUAAAAGAUUUAAUAUAGACACUGAAUGUUUGUGCGAUUUCAGUGAACUUGAAGAUAAAUCCCUAACUCACUUAUUCCAUCAGUGCACUGACAGUAGAGCCUUUUGGAAAGAUAUCCAGCAUUUUGUACAAAGUAAGAAACAUUUGAGUUUAUUUUUAUGUUCAAGUUGUUUACAAAGAUUUCUGGGAGUUGAUUUUCAGUUUAGGGAAAUUACAUAUCCAUAAAAAUAAAUGGGCCGAAUGGGGUAUGACUUAUCCUGCAACCAGUUACUAGGCUGUGCUGUUCUGGCACACCUCCAACGAGGCUUCACUCUCUGGAGUUUCACCUGCACCUGCACCUUCACCUUCUCCAUCAUCUUCAGUGGUUGGGUCACCACCUGGCUUGUGCGGCAUAGUGGCUGGCUGACUGCGCCGCUCUCUCACUGAAACACACAGUGCCUGUUUUAAGCAUCUUGAUGAACUUUACAAAGGACACGGAACAAGCUGAUGUUUACACAAUACCUUCUUUUUCAAAAGCAUUUUCAACAGGCUUUUUCUUCUUCUUUACGGCAGGGUCGGCAUUAGCAUGAUCAUCAAUGGUGACUGAAGGGAAAAGGACAAGUUUUCUGUUCAUUAUGCUGGUUAGGAGUGAUAGCAUUUUCAUGUAUAAGAAACUGUAUAAGAGAAAAAGACAUUUAACCAAAUGAAUGACAGAAGCGGUAGUGUUUUAGCACCUAUUGCCAUGAAGACAUCUUUAUCUGGCUCACACGUCAGGGCUCCAGAAACCAACUUUUUAGUGAGCAGUUUGAGGCAGCUUACUUUGUAAAUGUAUUAAAAAUGGGAGGCAAGUCUGGGUCAGCCCGCCGCGGAGUGUGAGACAGACGUGGAGCAGCAGGACUACUGAGAUAAAUGACACAGAGCUGCUCUGCCUGUCUGUCUCUGGUGUGGAGGAGCUUCUCACUCCUUAGCUGCAGCUGUAGCAUAACGCAGUGUCUGCAGGAGUCUCCUGCUGCAAGACGUGUCACCGUUUGUGUAGUGUUAGUAAUAUGCAUGUUUAAAGUGCAAAAUAAAGAGAAAAAAUGCGUGUGUCGUCUCUGGUCUGAGUAAAUUGUUUCAUUCGUGGUCCUGACCCGACCACUGGUUCCUGUUUUCCCCAUUUUCACUAUUUAAAAAGAGCUCAUCUUCACACAGAUGGGGUCAUUCACUGUUGCAGGUGACAGGGAGACAUCAGCAGAGACCAGAGAUUUUAAAAAAAAAAUCUAGUUAAAAUUUCCAUACAGGAUGUUAAAGCAAGUAAUUUUGGAAAAAUAUUUAAUUGAAUAACAAAAGACAAAACAGAAAAGGCAACGCUUUCAGGUGAUGCCUAUGAAGUGUGUGGGGCUAAUGAGAGCUUGCUUACCUGAGUCCGGCAAAGCCUCCCCUGUUCUCCUUCUGCUCCUUCUGCGCCCCUGCCCCUUUUGCUGGUUUUGGUCCUCUUUCUGGAGCAUCUUGGCAUUGUCAGUCAGUCGACGCUUAGCAGGCUUGUAGGUCCUGUCAUUUCUCUACGGAAAGCAGGGUUAAAGAGAAAUAAAGAAAAAAGAAAUUGAAAAAUGUUCGGCCAGGAUCUUUAACCAUCUUGAUAUGGCGUAUUGUCAUAAUUCACAGAGAGAUAGUUGUUGUUUUCGGUUCUCCUGCCUUAAAGUCCCACUCUGAUCUUUUUUUUUUUUUUCACAGUGUUCUCAUUGGACUUUAAAUUGUAAUCAUGAAGUUUUUUUACCUAAAUCACGUUACUUGUGUCAUUUUUAGGGGCUUUUCUUCUGCAGAACCCAGUAGCUCAUUAGCAAUUUGCCUUUGAGUCAUUGGCGGAGACAGUGCUGCUCUGCACCCUCCUCAUCUGAAGUACAGUACAAACAUGCACUACCUUGGGGUAGUUCCCAGAGGUAACCCGUGUGGAAUUUCUGUAGGGGAGAGUGGGGUAAGAUGAGCCAUUUUUCAUAUUUCAGAUCACUACAGUGUAUCUGCAUAUAUUUCAAGAUGUUGUGCAUCCCUGCAAACCAACAGAAUGUCCAAAGUGGUCUCCUAUGGUCAACUUACCCUGUGUAUGGGGUAAGUUGAGCCGUAUCCCGACUACCCCCCCACUCUCCACUCCAGCCCUCCCUCACCUUUUUCUCUCCCUAAAUAACAGUCACUUCUUCACAUUCAUUUGUAUUUUUAUCUAUUAUACGCUAUUCAACUGGUACAAUAAUUAUUUGUAUUAUUAUUGCAUAUAACUGUUAAAAAGCUGUUUUGUAAAAAGACAUUUUAACAUGAGAAUGUCUUUAAGUGAUUCAGAACAUUCACAGCUGAAUUUUUUAAUAGAAAAAUUAACACAUUUCAACAAUCUGAACUGAAACUCUGAUCCUCUCAUCAGACUCCUUUACUUUCUCAGUUGAGCCAACUUACCCCUGACCAAAUGACUCGUCUUACCCCAGAACUACUGUUAUGACUUUAUUAGUCCUCUAAGCUAAAAUGGUGGACUUUUAUGCUAGGUUUUUCACCUGAUGUUGUAGCUCAUAGAUACCACAAUUGAAGUAUAAAACAAAUUUAAAAUCAUCUUUUUUUGGUCUGAAAACAAUUCUCAUAAAACUUAUGACAGACUAAAUUUACUUUCAAGAGUGAAAAAUGCUUUUUUGGAAAAAAAAUGUACAUGAAUCGAUGCCCAUCUCCUAAAUAUUUGGUCACAUGAUCAAUUUCUUUUACCAUUUCCAAGCAACAGGGGGUGGCUCAACUUACCCCACCCUCCCCUAUAACACGAUCACAAAAUGCAGUUGCUGGGAGAGAUAGACAUCAUCGGCAGUCCUCUCCCAGCAACUGCAGUUCUGUUUUGAUACUGGUGUUGUCUUUGUAAGAUAUUCCUAUUUUCCUAUUUUACAAGCAAGCCAGAGUCACGAAGCCUCUUUCUGCAUCUACACAUCACGGACAGACGAGAUACAACAGGGGUAACGGGGGUACUGUGUGUUUGUGUGUGUGUGUGUGUGUGUGUGUGUGUGUGUGUGUGUGUGUGUGUGUGUGUGUGUGUGUGUUAGUAAACCUUUUUGCUCUUUAGAUUUUCAUCCUCAUAACUUUCACCAGCGUGUGUAAUCUCUUCAUCAUCUUCCACUGCUCUCUUCCGUUUUUCGGGUGUCCUUUUUGGCAUAUUUCGCAACCUCACUUUCCGUCACAGAGAAACGAAACUUGAAGAAAACAAGAAUCGUGUUAGGCGUAUCCCUCAGUUUUAAACAGAUAAAACAGCACUAUCAUAAAUUUAGAUAUUCCUUUAGGCUUUUCGGACUUUGUUGAAUUAGUUCACGUUGUGCCGAGCAUAAACUUAAAUUCUAGGAUAUCAUGAGUUACAUCAGUGUGGCACAAAGCAGCUCUUCUGGUUAACUUAAACUAUAUUCCAAACAGAUAAUAAAGGACUGCCUGGCCGAACAACCGCUGGUAUAAUGCAUAUACUUUAAUGAUAACAUACACUUUAUAUACCUUAAUGUCCCUAAAUUCAAGAAUUGAUGCCACAACGUGAAGUUUGGCUACUCACCUUCAGUAAAAACGUCCAGCAAUAGCAGCCGUCAGUUUCUGUCCUAGAGGUCGGCAGAUAAUGUCAUUGCACAAUUUGCAUAUCAUCAUUCCAGCCUCUGGUUGACGCGUCGACACAUGAAAUUUUACAUAAAACAUAUCUAUGAUCACUUUGAUGAUUCAGGUAACAUGCUGUCUUUUGUCUUCACACCUUUUCCAAUCAAAGAAUUUAUCAACGCUAUUCCAGAUAUUCCAAAGAAACUAAGUGGAACAUUUUUUUUCUGAAAUCUAAGCUUGAAAACAUUAACUGGAGGAGGGCCUGGCUUUUACCUUAUAGAAACUGUAUCACCAACAAAGCUAAAGUGGUAGGGGAGACCGGGGCUUGUUGUCACACUUUUUACACACUUACAUAUUUCUUAUCAAUACAUCAUAUAUAAACAAAAUGUGAACUAGAUGAAAGACCAAAGUCUCAGGUAUAUAAUUUGUAUUCAUGUUAUUUUCAUAUCUUGUGUCAGUGCAGAGUUAUAAGCAAUUACACAGAUUGUGAACACGUGACAUGUUGCCCCACCAUUGGGUAAGUUGUCUCACUACAUGGGGUAAGAUGUCACAGUGGAUUUUGCAGCGAAUAAAACAAGGACAAAAUUAUUGACGUUCUCAUUUUAUUACUCUGCCACGUUCUGUUUUUCUCUUGAAAUUCACGACCAUGUCUUCUUGCUUUCUCCUCCCCUUUAAACUCAUAGAUUGUAUAUAAAAUGGACGCCGUCUGCCUCCUCGCUGGGUGAAGCCACUCCGAGAGCAGCGCCCUCUGUUGACGGGCUACAGUAUAGGUCAUAAAUCCCACCUCCACGCUACUGCGCAAUGCUGGUUUCAGGAAGUGGAGAAAAAACGUGGAAUUACCAAGUGCUUUUUGGCUUCAAGUCGGUAUACUGGUGGGAGGCGGAACCAAGUUGUCCAUAGUAUAGACAGUCUAUGUUUAAACCACUCUUUUCUUUGUAAAAAUAAAGUCAAAGUUUCAAUAUGACAGCUGCUGAUAAGCAGACUCUCUAUGUUAAUUUUAAUCCUUUUAAACAUGUGACAACUAACCUCAAAACGACUGAGACAUGUUGCUCCAAACUACCAUGUUUGCUUACUCUAGCUUAAAGUUAGCUAAAAACAGAGCAAUGACUGAGAUGUGACAGGAUGCUUUAAUCUCUCCUCUAACAAGUUCACAUGUAACACUGCUGGGAUUUUUAUCUGGAAGAAACUUAUUUUAAAAUAUAUAAAGUUAAAAUCUUUUACUUUGGGUUGUGCAAAAUGGUUCAUUGGUGCUCAUCUCAGCUCACAAUGUGCUCUUCUCUUCUCAGACAGGACACGACCCCUGACCAUGUAAGGGAAGAAAACUAGUUUUCCACUUUUUAGUUGCGCCCUCUGGUGGCAAAGAUGAUUUCAAUGUGACAACUUACCCAUGUGACAACAAGCCCCGGUCUCCCCUACACUUGGAAAUAUCACAUAAAAUUCAUCCCGUUAACUGCCUCAUUGUUAUGUUUAUAGAUUGUGACUAAGUGCAACAUUUUCCCUGAGACUGUUAUUGAAGAACUAUUAUUUAAUAUUACUGAAUUUACUUUAUAUUUAUUGUAAUGGUUUAGAACAGAGGAGGGGUCCACAGCUGCACCCGCUGUUCAUUGAGGAGAAUAAGAUCACAUAUUUUCAUGUCAGAGUCUCCAAACUCCAGGAGAAAGUCGGUAGAUUUGUUGUUAAUUACGGAGCCCCUCUAGUGACAUUAGAUAAACAAAAAUAAUGCAUGACGACGAGAUAAUAACAUGUGGCCAUUAGAUGCUUGGCGUGGCCACGAGAAAGUUAAUGUGUGGCCACAAGAUAACAUGUGGCCACGAGAAAGUUGGCCUGGCGUGGCCAGGGGAUAAUUCUCCUUUAACAUCAUCAAAAUGGAUCAUUCAUCAUUCAAAUGGAUAAUCAUGAAGUUGAUUAUCCAUUUGAAAUAUUGUCACAUGUAUGCUUAUUCUGGUAUAUUGUUUGCCGUCCUGGAUUUCCAUAAAUGCUAAAAAGAGAAUGUAAAAUCAACAUAAUGUCGUAACUAUAUAUUUUGCAGGGGUAAAUGACCCAGUUUUUUGUUUCAUUUUGACAUGAAGCAAUGAUGAAGAUGGGUAGUGACAUGACUAGAGAAUUUAUGGAGCAUUAUCACUGAAAUAAAUGCAAAAAUAUAGAUAAAUCAAUAGGCGGAAUUGGACUUGGAGAAAAAAACAAAACACCAGAACUACUCCCACUUCUCCCUUCCACUCAGACAUUUAACCAGACACGAUACUCUUGAAUGCAGUUUGAGUAGACUUUGUUGUUUGCUGUGGAUAGAGUAAAAACUGCUCCUUCAGGUAACUUGGGCCCAACUCGGCCAUAGAUAUGGAGGACGUUCAGGGUCUCUACUGGGUCUCAGGGUGUAUCUACCUUUAGAGAGUGUGUCUUGUUCUGCUCAUAGAGAGGGAGCAUUCGUUGAUUUUCCAGAGAGUUAGGUUCAUCAAAUCCAGGUUUCACCCCCUGUGUCUUGAUCCUACCAAUCCAGUUCAGCACAGUGAAGCUAUGAAUGUUUGUAGUUAUUUUGUCCAGAUUGUCUCACUCCAGAUGAAAUACUUUGUUGCCCUCACUAGUUGUAUUUCAGGGACUGAGAGAAGAGGAAACCUCAUCAAGGGCCUUGGUUAACGCAGCCUCGAAGGAAUUAAACAUUUUCAUUUCUUGUAAGGACUGAGCUGUUGACAGAGAUUUGUGAUUUUUCUGAGAGUUGAUUUUCUGUCUGGGGAAAUUUCAUAUCCAUAAAAACAGAUAGGCCAAAUCUAAACCAAACAUUAAAAACCUUAGAAAAGAACUGCUCAGCUAUGCUGCCACAAUCAAAAACUGUAGAAAAAUGAAAGCUGCCAAAACAUUUACCAUUUUGUGGAAGUGAUUUGUAAAGUUCCUUUUUUUUUUUUUUUUUUUUUUUUGGGGGGGGGGGGGGUUUCUUUGUUGUAUAUUGUAUAUAGUAUCUACUGUGUGCUUGAAAGUAUUGGUUUGUGUUUGUAUGCAAGGUUGUAUAAUGUUAUAAAAAAUAUUUGUAGACAGAGAGCAAAGUUUAAUCCUUGUCUGAUUAGAAACCGGCCAAUGUGGUUCACAGGAACAACAGCCAAGUUUUAUAUCAUGACUCAUCUCUGUGUAAUGAAAACCAAAUUUGACUAUAUAAUAGGAACAUAAAAAAGUGGUUGAUAACAGUGUUGAAUCAGUACAGUUUUGAAAACCUAAAUAUCACUUGGACAACAUUUGAAAACUUAGGCAUCAAUUAAAUACCAAGAAAAUUACACCAUGAACUGUUGUUUCUCUUGAAACAGAUCCAUGGACGUCACCAUGUGUACUUUGUUGAAGCUGGAGGCAUCUACAGAAUGGACACACGAACAAGUACGAUAUGCAGCAUGCUAUUAACAAGCCAAAAACCUGGGAACAGAGAGCUCUGAGAUCUUAUAAAGACCAGACUUAAUCCACAGGCGUUUAAUUAAAAAGUGUUUGAGGGGGGAUUGCAGAUGUUUAUCAGCCUUUCUUAUAAACUCCAUUCCCACAUCUCCAUCUAUAACUUAAAUUGAUCUUUUGGGAGCCUUCUAACUGUCUUUGCCUUUUUUUUUCACUCCAAAUGUAGGUGGACCAGAGCAAGUGUUUAAUCUGGGACAAUUUUCUGAACAGGAGGUGAAGACAAGACUUAAUAAUGAAGAAGGGAAAGAGAGAUUUCAGUGGAUUGUCCAGAGAAUACGUUUGUCCCCACAGGAAAAGCAUCUCGCUGCCAUGUUGAAGGCUGAUCAGAAAGAAGAGCUCAGGUGAGAGCCGAACCAAGUGUGAAAUCUCAAAAAAGCUCCAUUUUUAUUUUUCGCAUAAACAUCCAAUUUGAAACUGGUUUGAUAAAUGGGUUGUUUCUGAAAACCAGGUGUGUAGUUAUAAAACUUGGAAGGCCUGAGUUCCCUCUGUCGGGCCCCCCACGUGUUGUGUUCACAGUGGACAAAGUUAUCACCUUUGGUAUGUUUUACAUAGUUUGCAUGCAUGGAAAAAAUGUAUUUUAGCAACAAUAGUGCACAGACCAAACUAAACUUCUAUGUGUUUCUGUCUACAUGGCUGAAGAAUGGCUGACGGAUGAAGUCCUGUUUUACACCGUACUACAGGAUCUACGCUGCAGCAAAGUAUUUCGCCUGGACCUGACCUCUACUGGAAGCAGAAUAACUUCUGUGUAUGAGGAAACACAGCCAGAGUGAGUGUAACCAUGUUGCAUUUAGGCUGCCUCCAUUGCCUCAAAAGAUUCCUAACUGACCGUCAUUCACUCAGUGUGUUUGUGGAGGUUGCCCUCUCCAGAGACCGAGAGAUUUUGAGCAUCAACUGCAACAGCAGGACCAGCUCAGAGGUACGACUAACCAAAACAACUACACCUCAUGCAGAACCUUUUCUGGUUCAGCCACACCAGCUGGGCCUUCUGUACCAUGUGGAGCACUGGAGAGGGCAGCUGAUCAUACUGGCUAAUACAGGACCUGGACAGGAAUAUCAGGUAGAGAUUGCACAAACAUACAAAAGCGAUAUACUGUCUAUAGAGCAAAAAUAAUUCUCAAUAACACUGUACAGAUGUGUUUUUUUGUCUGAAGACAUAGUGAAAAAUGAGGAUUUUGUGUGACAGCUUUUCAUACACUGUUUGUACACACAGAUAUGUCCAUGCUAGAUAAAUGUGUACUGCUGCCACUUUCUCUAAAUUUCUUAAAAGUGUGCAGUUUCAAAUGUUUGUCAAAAAAGUUUGUCUUUGGUAUUCUUGAGUUAUUCCAAUCAAAUACCUCAUGUUCAGUGACUUUUUUCUGCUAUAAUAAUAUACUGUAUGUUACUUUCAGAAUACAGAAUAUCUGCAAAUAAAUAUUUUGAGUUUUAAUUUUUAAAAGCAUAUUGUUUUGUUCCAAGUGAGGAGAUUUAUCCUUCUGUCCCUUCGUCAGGUGGUACAGACUCCUCUCUCAAAGCCAUCUAUGGCCUCCUGGGUACCCUUGUUUGUGCCUGGCCCUGGUACCGUCAUCAAAGACAUGGAUGUGGUGGGAGACCACUGUGUGUUGGUUGCAAUGUCAGCCGGUGAACUUAUGCUGAUCGUCGUACCUUUGAACCAUCCCGAAGAAGCAUACGUUGUAGAGGUCAGACAUAGAAUAUCGCACAUCUUUGCAUCUUCUUCUUGAAAUUCCUUGUGUUUCACCUCAGUCAUGUAUUGUGCUUCUUUAUCAUAUGAAUAUAUGCUAAGCCACAUUGUUGUGUCUAUAUCUCUUACUUUUAUGCAUUAAUUUUCUCUAUCUUUGAUUUCAACUCUCCUAAGCUCCCCUCUUGGGCCUGUGCCAUCACAAUUAAGAAACCCAGCAUGGCAGACCAAAGCGCUGUGUUCCAGUUCUUGAUUUCAUCUCCGGUCUGCCCCCCUGUGCCCUACAAUCUAUACCCAGAGGAUGGGCUACUUUUAUGUAGCACCAAAGAUGGAUCCUCUCCAGAGAACCAGAACAACUACACCACCACUCGCUUAAAGGUCUGCAGCCAGGUAGGAACACCUGGGUUGUGAGGUGCAAGCACACACCGCAACUAAAAAAGCAGGAAAAGAAAGUAUUUUGAUUCAAGAUUGUGAAACGAGUCAAUGGAGCACACUCUGACACACAUCUCUUCAUAGACGCUGAAUACAGAAGGACAAAUGAUCCAAAGUUAACUUCAUCAAACACAUUGAUUGUCGCAUUGAUCAGUCAUCUCUUCUUCUCAACAGGAUGGUACCUCUGUGCCUUUGACUCUGUUGCACACAGGCUCUGUACAGGGUUUGAAACAGGCACCACUUCUGAUCCAUGUCUAUGGAGCUUAUGGCAGAGAUCUCAACAUGGAGUUUUGCCCAGAGAAAUUUCUGCUGCUUGAGCAAGGAUGGACUCUGGCCUUCUGCCACAUUAGGUAACACUUCAGCUCUCCAGCUACUUUAAACUGACUCAGCGGAUUAUUUUGAAGCCUCUGAAACUGAAAAAGUAUGUGAGGUCUCAUACACUGUGAAAGUUAGUGAUGUGAAAUAAUCUGUAUCCUUCACUGUUACACUUUGCAGGGGUGGAGGUGAGCUGGGUCUCUCCUGGCACAGACAAGCUUGUGUGGAGGGGAAGCAGAGAGCUGUGGAGGAUCUUGAAGCCUGUCUCCAUCACCUUUUCUCUGUAGGGGUCUCCUCUCCCUCACUCACUGCUCUGACAGCUUGCAGUGCUGGGGCUGUGCCAGUGGGAGCACUGUGCAACAGACACCCACACCUGAUGCGAGCUGUCUCUCUGCAGGUAAGAUGAUAAAUGAUCAGAAGUUUGUUUGUGUUGUCUUGGAGUUCAUGGCUGUCAGUGUUAUUUGAUCUCUGAGGAUGAAUAUUAUCAGUGAUUUCUGCCGUAUCUUCCACAAAGGGAACGAGAGAACAGGCGCAGUUCAACACCUACAUGAACCGUUAACUUCCUAUAGUUUUAAAAAUAGCAAUACAAUUGUGCAAAAAUAACAAUGUGCAGUAAAAAUGUCUACCAAUAAUACUGUGCAAUAACCGCUGCUGUGAAAGAGCUUAGAAAAACAAGUAUUGAAGAUUUCAUUACUUUUUAAUUGUUACUAUGUGUCCCUGUGUAAGUAAGUGUGUACUCCGAGUAUUUAAUUCCCUGUCUCCCUUUUUUUAUUUUUUACCUCAUAUUCAAUAACAUGAACAUUUCCAGUACUUUUUGCACUUUGUAAAUAAAAUUUUAUUUGUUUCGAUUUUUUAUCGCUGUAUGUUGUCAUACUGCUUUUGUUUUUGUAGAGACGACUUUAGAAGUAUCGCACAAAAAGUAUGAUGUUUAUGUACUGAAAUGGCAAUAAAUGUCUGUUUUAUUCUAUUCCAAUUUUUUUUGUUCUUGCUGAAAGACAUUACCAGAAAACUUAAAAUGGCCUCUUUUUCCUGUGUUCAGGCUCCUUUUCUAGAUGUGUUGGGAACUAUGGAGGAUCCCAGCCUGCCACUAACUUUGGAGGAUAGAGAGGAGUGGGGUGAUCCAGUCGGAAACCUUAAACACAGACUCACCAUCUCCUCCUACUGUCCCCUUCACAACAUUACUCCUCAGGUAUAAAAAGGAGAUGUCAAUGAAGUUUUUUUUUUGUUUGUUUGCUGAAAAAAAAAAGUCUUUUUAGAUCGGCAAUUAACAAAGGAUUAACAAUUAAUAACUUUGCAAGGCACCAUCAUGAUAAUGACACUGAAAGUGGACCAUCUGUGUGUAUGUUUGUGUGUGUUUUGUGAGCUAGUGCUAUCCAUCCAUUCUGCUGACAGCCUACAGAGACGAUGCACGAGUUCCUCUGGCUGGUGUCCUUAAAUACUCUGAGAGGAUCAAAAAGGCCAUUCAAACACACUAUUUCCAGAAGCCUGAGUCAGGUAUGUUUACAAAUGCACCCCCAGACAUGUUACCACAUAUGCUUAAUCACUUGUUCAUCAUAGAGAUGAAUAAUUGAGUUAAUGCACCCUCUUUUUAUUCCACAUUUUCUGCUUCAGUAGCAGUGUGGAUGUAGAAGCAUGAGUAACAAACAUGUAGCUCUAUGUCUGGAGAUAUUGCUGACAACAUUUUAAGCUUAUGACUGAGGUAUGGCAUAGGUCACCUUGUUGUGUAGUCUGUGUUUCUGUGUAAGUGUCAGCUAAUUGCUCUCAUUUCCCCUUAGACAGUCUCUUUCUCCCUCUCACAUUUAAUCUGUCUUCACUGUAUUGGUGCUACUCCUCUUUACACCUCUCUCUCUCUCUCUCUCUCUCUCUCUCUCUCUCUCUCUCUCUCUCUCUCUCUCUCUCUCUCUCUCUCUCUCUCUCUCUCUCUCUCUCUCUCUCUCUCUCUCUCUCUCUCUCUCUCUCUCUCUCUCUCUCUCUCUCUCUCUCUCUCUCUCUCUCUCUCUCUCUUUGCCGCAUGCAUUGUCUCACUUUUCCUACAGUUCGUGUAGUCUGUGUAUGUGUGUAUAUGUCUCCCUAAUCUGUCUCCCUCUAUUCUCCAGAGCCUUUGAUAAAGUGCUGAUGGCAUAGACACAUGCAGGCGGCCGGGCAGGCCCAUUAGCAUGGUAAAGAGAUAGUGUAUCAGAGCAAGAGAUUAGACGCCACAGACUGGGAGCUGUCAAGGUCAAGACCGCACUUGUGAAACAGCCCGCACCACAGAGACGAGGGGAGGAUAAAAUACAGGGGUUUGAGGAGAGGGAGGGCAAAAUCAGAUGGGGGAGCAAAUAAAUGAGAGGAGAGUAAAGCCUGAGUCACAAUAAAUUAAAAGACCUAGGGCGAACGCACAGAAUGAAGGAGAGGAGAGAGAGUGGAUGUACAGAAAGAUAAGAGUAAUUUUCCUGUUUCUUUGUCUCCAUCUUUCUUUUAGGAUGUGAACCAUCUCCAAACAUAGUCCUGAAUAUUCAGCCUGGAGCAUCUCACCAAGGACCAGAAGAAUUUUCACUGAUGCUUGAAGAGGUAGAACAUUUUUCUCAAAAUUAUAAGGGUCACCCGUAAGUAAAGUGAUGAGACUUUUUUCAUUUUUUUAAUAAUAUAUUUUGUCUACUGACGAUUAUUGACAGCUUCAAAAUCACUCUUAAACCAAAGUUGUGAAAAUGUGAAGACAAAGCUGUUUUUUUAUUCUCUUCACACCUUUUAAAAUCCAGAUUUUCUGCUCCACAAGGUUCAGAAAAUGGUUGGCAGCUGCUUAGAAGUCAAUUUAUCCAAAUUACAAGAAGAAAGACAACGCCAAGAGGAAUUUAAUUUGAGGAUAGAUGCUUUCAUUCAAUUUUACAAGUUUUGGGAUAAUUUAAAUAUGGGUUUUGUCACAGAAGUUAAUGAGGUAAGAUGACAAAUUUGUCCUUUUUAUGUUUUCCCUGACAAAGGAGGCCCUAAAGAUAGCAUUUCUAUAUGAAGAGCUUGGACUGGAGCCUCCUCGGCUUCCACGCAGGAGAAAGAGAAAGCAAGGCCAUCAGAAGGGAAUAGGAAUGAAACCACGGUGACCCGAACAUCUGCCACUGCACCCAUGACAUGCAAGAAGAUGCAAAAAAGUCUUUACAAUAGGGCUGGAAAAUAAGAGCAGACAGAGGCAUAUCUAACAUUAACUUUAUUGUAUGAGACAGUGUCCUACAAAAGAGACACAAAAUUUUUUUUUACAGUCAUACUGAAACUGUGAUUGUUGACUUGUGUUAGCACUUGUAUAAGAUAUCCAGGACACUCAGGUAGCAGGCCUUCUCUGAGAUGUAGCACUCUUUUGAGUGGUUUGGAUUGAACCGAGUGCUGGUGGAGUACCGAAUCACCAAACCCUCGCCUGCUUCUGUCACGAUCCGAGAUUUUUGCAUCACCUUGCCAUUGUUGAUGUGGUUUGUGCUCAUCAGCACCUCCAGCUGGCCUGGUAACUCAUUAACAGAAGAGAAAUCCGUGGUUACAGAUUCAUCACCAAAGUUAAGCACCAUGAGAAAAGCUUGGUCGAGCCCGUCCAGCUCUCUGAUGUAAGAGAAGACGUGGGCAUCAGCAUGGACAUAGCAGAACCAACCACGGUGGAGGGGGAGCUCUGUCUGACGCAAUGUGUUGAGUAAACGGUACUGAGCUAUGACAGAGCCUUCGUCUUUCUUCUGAGCCUGGAGAUGAAAGAUUGGUGAAGGGAAACAUUUCAAUAAAAUAAGACUGAGCAAGCUUUUGGAAUUUUAUCCAAAAUUUACGACUUCUGUACCUCCACAUUGACAGUGCUGUAGUCAGGAUGGACUGGCAGCCAAGAGGCAUUGGAUUUAGUGUUAAAGCCUGCGUUCGUAUCAUCACUCCACUGCAUCGGGGACCUUUGAGGAUCCCGACUAAGACUCUGCGGGGAAAGGAGAGGAAUAAUUAUGAAACUAAAUAUACUUCUGAUCAGUGUUGUAGUCAAUUUUAUAAACCCACAAAGCCAAAUCUGGGACAAGGUUGGAAAUUUGAACGGUAUUAAAGUUGAAACAAGUUUUGAGCUUCAUUUCAGUCAUUCCCGCCUUUAAAUAUUAUUUGAGUAGUGCUCACUGUAUUGUAUUUUCCAGCUGGGUCUUGUACUUGGCUGUCUGUGAUAUUAAUGUUCUCCAUGCCAAUCUCCUCUCCGUAGUAGGUGGUGGGUGUGCCUGGAAGGGUCAGCAGCAGCAUGUUGAUGACCUUAACAUACUUUGGGCCAGCGCUGGAGGCAAUCCGAGGCCUGUCAUGGUUCCCAACCUGAUAACAGUGGUAGUAAGAAAAAUACAAGGGAAGGUGGAGAGAUGAGUGAGGUAUGCUGGGUAAAAGAAAACAAGGUAGAAAGGAUUGAGAGAAGUGAAGUGAAAAAGUGAGGGAUAAGGAACAGAUUGAUAAAGUAAGAGAAAGCUUGAGACCAGCUGAGGUGGAUAAACACUGGCUUUUAGGAGUCACAGAGGAGUAAUAGUCAAACAGUCAUAGUGUAGUUUGAAAUAUAUUGUCUAUAGCUGGCGUGCUCUCGGUGAAGAAGUCAUUGAAGCUGACACUAGAUACACAGUGAAGAAAAAAACAUUACCUGAUGGUCACUGAUCUCAGAGCAAAAGUUGAGCCACAAUAUAAAAUUGUUAUUUAUCUUUCUGAUGCAAGUAUUCAAAUAAAAUGUGAUUUUUUUUUCUAGCUGAUAAAUGGGAUUUAACAAAAGCAUGUGACACCCUCUACCUUAAGGUACCAUUUUUAAAUUUAUUACAUAUUUAUUGAUAUAAUUCAAAAAUAUAUGAGCUUUUUGUCCUACUAUCAUCUUUUAACAUCAGCUUGAAAAGAUGAAGUUGAGUUACACACAGUCUUUAGUCUUUAAAAUUAUGAGGAAAAUAAUUUAGAAACAAUAUCUAAUCAGAGAGUUUAUUGAGAAUGAAGAGAAGUGCAAAGUUGACUGACUAAUCAGUGCUGAUUUCAUCCUGUUUUCUACCCUAAUAGUGAAGAAAGAAAGAUCAAUGCCAUCGGGAUCAGAAACAUACAUCAGUGUCAUUCUUCAAGUGGUCAAAACAAUAAUAUAAGAGUCCGGCCGUGAUGACUCACCACCCAGUUUGCCCAUUUUCCCUUAGGCAUGUUGGACAUCCACAGGUGGACUAGAUGUUGAGCCCACAAGCCAGAUGUGUUCUGUGGCAGAUCCAGCAGGUAAAAGUUAAAGGGGAAGUCACUUUCCUUGACCUGUGGCGUGCCGUAGUACAUCAUGGUCUUGUCAACCUCAUGGUAAUCAUAUGACUCAGACACCAUGAACCUGAAAUGCAUUAAAAGACAUGGUUUCAUGUUAACAUGGAAACAGAUGCACAAAAACAUGCAAGACUCAGUUUGUAAAUGUAUUCCUCGAUACAUUUUCAUAGCCCAAGAAUUUGUAAGAAUACAAAAGCAAUCAGCCAAAAUCAGAUUUGUGUAUUGCACAGUUAGAGUGAGCACAAAAAGCAUUUCUUUGUCUCAUACAGAAUGUACGUUUUUAUCACAUGACCUAAUCAGCCUGUAAGAAAAAGGCAUUUCUUUUGUCAGAGAGAAACUGCUUAAAAAUGUCAGAAGUGUGAUGUGAAACAACUCAAAGGAGAGUUGAAAUCAGUUCAAACAUGCAAAACAGGUUCAUUAAAACUCUUUUGCAUCGUAUCACCACCUGUAUCUGCCAGGUUCCCUGCUGUAGGAUUCCAUCUCAGCCCUCCACCCCCUUAACAGGUCAUGCAGGCCCAGCUGACUGGUGGUGUAGUCAUGGUAGAGAUCCCACUCUGUAGUUACUUCUUCCUGGAGUGUUAGGGAUUAAAAAGAGGAUGAUGAAAUUGACCUUUCGUGCCUUGCUUAUGUCUCAAAGAACAACAGGCUUAAGCAAAAACUAAGUCUCAGUAGAAUAAACCAAAUUCAAUUUAACUCUGUUUUAAUGAUAGACAAUAUUCUGAAUAUGUUGUGAGAGUGUUAUUCUGGUGAGAGAAACAAACACAGAGCAAAAUACAAACUACAGGUGAGCAGCGCUGACUCAAAUGCUGACAUGCUGCCACAAGGGCCGAGAGUAACCUUUUGGCUGGUCCAAAACUGUCCCCUCAUCACCAUCACAAUAGUGAUAACACAGAUGCCUGCUCUCUCAUGAUUGGCUGAAUCAUUUUCAAGGCUGCAGCAAAGUUCCCAGUUAACACUCAUGGUCUCAUAAAGGUCAAUGAGUAAUGCCUGAUAAGAACUCUUAUUAUGCUUGAAUUUUAUGACCACGUGCGGCAUGAGUUAUUGCUUAACAAAGCUGUGGUUUACUUUGAGGUUGUGCUGACCUCUCAGUCACUUAUGUAUUUGGUAUGUCAGACUUUUCUCCCACUUAGCAGUUUAUCAUGUUUGUGGAAGCAGUUGCACUUGAGAGUGCAGAACAAAUGAUUGACCACUGACAAGUCAUUUCUUGUGUAAAUGUUAGAAAAUAAAAUCACUGUUCAUUUAUACACCUGGAUUUGACGGCAGUAACUGCUAACUAUGUUGAACUCUGAUCUCUAGAGUAAAGAAGGAUCAUUGAAGCUGAGUAAAUAAAAAAAUCUUUCAUUUAACAGCGGGGUUAGACCAAUUAUCCAACUGAUUAUCAGUGUUUUAUCUUCCUGAUUGAAGAUUAUUUUGACAGAUAAAAAAGUGCUCUAUUUUGCCUCCACUGCUUGUGUGUCUUCCCCUCUUGAUCUGUUUUCACUCACUACUCUGUCUCCUCUGGCAUCCCACCCACAACACUGUCUGACUGGUGUGAUGCCACAUGAUUUUGACAACAGUACUGUAAGAGUAACUGUUUAACUUUAACACAUGUGUAUGAUGUUAAAGUUACAGCUUUGAUUAAAUAUUUGCUAAAAGAAAUUUGUUCUGAAGUUUUGUGUUGUAAAAAAUUGACCCUCAAAAACUGAUAUCAGAUUUCCUGAUAUAUGUUUUAUGGUCUUGUUGUUAUUAGAGCAAAUCAUAGUAAUCUCUUAGAUGUUCUUCAGCAUAUAAAAAAAAAGAGGCAGUAUCAAAUGUAAUCUCAAUUUACACAUUCAGGUAAUGAGUAAGUUAACUUUCCUCUGGAAAAACUAGUGGGCUGCACCAGGUGUUGUAAAUUUAAUUUAUCUACAGUUUUCUCAUGACUUAUUGAGUCUAUAUUAUCUACAUUAUGUUUUUUCAGUGGUUUUCUCUUUUUGCCUCUUCUGUCCAACCGACAGUCCACAACCCUAAAACUCAACUACACAACAGACACAAUGCGGAAGACGUCAAAGCCAUCUAUCCUGGCUUGUUAUGACAGAUAAAACCACGAGGCAAUAGCCAAACUAGAGGGCUCUGAAUUUUAAUUUGACCUAAAGCUGACCUGAAGCUCAGCCUCACACAAGUUUAAAAGGGUUGGUUACAUUAUAAUCAGAUCAGACACUCCUUACCAUCAUUUAUUGCCAUGUUACAGACAAAAUGGAGCAUCAUCAAGAUACAAGGCAUUCAAAGUGAGGAGGCUUGGUGUGAUGCAUGUUGAGGUAGCACUCACUGGUGGUUUGUUGGGGUCCACCUGGGGUUCAUCCCUCAAGUGUGCAGCCUCCAGGAUGUGCUUC
Messenger RNA from Xyrichtys novacula (pearly razorfish), 20084 nucleotides. NCBI's taxonomy places the organism in Eukaryota, Metazoa, Chordata, Actinopteri, Labriformes, Labridae. The record is from the annotation of a GenBank genome assembly.